Molecule: messenger RNA, 6944 nt
Organism: Austrofundulus limnaeus
Lineage: Eukaryota; Metazoa; Chordata; Actinopteri; Cyprinodontiformes; Rivulidae
Gene: pcsk5a
Product: proprotein convertase subtilisin/kexin type 5a
Exons: 35
Coding region: 108-5369 (1753 amino acids)
Biological process (GO): peptide hormone processing
Cellular component (GO): Golgi membrane; trans-Golgi network
Molecular function (GO): serine-type endopeptidase activity
Source: RefSeq, a predicted model, not a curated record
UCUAUUCUUCUAACAUAGAGCCCAAGGACCUAAAUGCUAACAUCCAUCAGUCUAACAGCCCCCAGACUGAACCCUCUGCUCUUCCUGUGUGGGACAGGCUGUGGUACAUGCAUUGCAGUGAGUCAAACGCCUGCCAGUCUCACAUGAGCAUCGCGGGGGCCUGGAGGAGAGGAUACUCUGGGAAGGAUGUGGUGGUGUCUGUCUUAGAUGAUGGCAUUGAGAAAGAGCAUCCCGAUCUGAAGCCAAAUUAUGAUCCACUUGCCAGCUAUGAUGUGAAUGGACAAGAUCAAGAUCCUUCGCCAAGUUAUUCUGACAAAGCUGCUAACUUGCAUGGGACUCAGUGUGCAGGAAUGGUGGCUGCAGCGGCACAAAACUCCCCGUGCACUGUUGGAGUCUCGUUCAAUGCUCGGAUAGGAGGCAUCCGUAUGCUGGAUGGAGAUGUAACAGAUAUUGUGGAAGCCCAGUCUUUAAGUUUCAGGCAGCAGUAUAUUGAUAUUUAUUUAGCUGGCUGGGGGCCAGAGGACGAUGGGGCCACUUUGGAAGGACCUGGACCUCUGGCUCAUCUUGCUUUGAAAAUUGGCGCUGAAACAGGCCGAAGUGGGAAGGGUUCGAUUUUCGUGUGGCCGUCAGGGAACGGUGGGCGUGCAGGUGACCACUGCUCCUGUGACGGCUACAGCAGCAGCAUCUACACCAUCUCUGUCAGCAGCGCCACUCACAGGGGAAUCCAGCCAGAUUACCUGGAACAAUGUUCCUCCACGCUGGCAGCAGCCUAUAGUGGUGAGGAGACCAAGGACAUGGUAACACCAGGACCAGAGCAGAACUGUUCCAGGACUCGAUCAGGUACUUCCGUGUCCACCUCUGUGGCUGCUGGGAUCAUCGCUCUAACGUUGGAGGCCAAUCCUUUGCUCACCUGGAGGGAUGUGCAACACAUUAUUGUUCGAACGUCGAAAUCUCAUCACCUCGUCGCGCCAGACUGGCACACUAACGGAGCUGGAUACAAAGUGAGCCACCUUUAUGGCUUUGGCCUGCUGGAUGCUGAGGGCAUGGUGAAGGAGGCAGAGAGCUGGAAACCAGUCCCCUCACAGCACCAGUGUGUGGAGGAGGCUGCCAGCCAGCUGAGCAGUGUUAUUCAUCCAAGCUCGGUGCUGACGUCUGUGUUUGAGGCCACAGGCUGCUCCGGCAAGGCCCUGCAGCACGUUGUUUAUGUGGAGCAUGUUGUAGUUGGUGUAACCAUCACUCACAGACAUCGUGGCGACCUUUCCAUUACGCUCACAUCACCUUCAGGCACUGUGUCACAACUGCUCGCUAACAGACCUCAUGACAACUCCACUGAGGGGUUUCAGAAAUGGGAGUUCAUGACGGCUCAUUGCUGGGGAGAGCAGGCAGCAGGGAAGUGGACUUUAAAAAUCAAGGAUACUCCGUCUCAGAAGCAAGUCGAUGCUGCAAGAGGGAUGCUAAAGAGGUGGUCUCUGGUGAUUUAUGGUACUGCAGAGCAGCCGUAUCACAUGCGUCGUCAGCGACCCCGAUCAGCCGAGCUCUCAGAGGAUAGUGAUCUCACAGAGGCAUACAGUGGACCCUGUGACCCAGAGUGCAGUGAUGACGGCUGUGAUGGGCCCGGCCCGCAGCAGUGUGGCACAUGCCUGCACUUUUUCCUCAAGUUCAAGAACAACUCAAGAUUGUGUGUAUCAGAGUGUCCCAGUGGGUUCUGGGGAGACCGUCGGCGCUGCAAGAGGUGCUACUCCUCAUGUGAGAGCUGCACAGGAAGUCGCAGUGACCAGUGCACUUCCUGUCAGCCUGGUCACCACCUGACGGAGGAGGCCAAUUCCUGCACAGCCACCUGCGGGGAUGGCUAUUACCUGGAUCACGAUACAAAUAUGUGCAGAAAGUGCAGUGAAAACUGCUUGAAGUGCACCUCUUACAGCAUCUGCACAGAAUGCAAAGUAGACACAAGUCUGCAGGGGAACCGGUGCCAGCGGAGAUGCGUGGACGGCUUCUACUAUGACACGCAGGAAGACAAAUGCAAGCCUUGUCACAAGGCCUGUGCUACCUGUGCAGGUGCAGGUGUUCAGGCAUGCAACCGCUGUGCAGAAGGCUUCUUGAUGGAAGAGUGGAGGUGUGUGUCCUCCUGCAGUGCUGGCUUCUACGCCACCCAGCCUAUCCCAGAGAUAGCUGAUGGGCACAGGACAUGUAGGAGGUGUGACGCCAGCUGUCUCACCUGUGUGGGUCCGAGUUUGGGGAACUGCAGCAGCUGUUCCACCGGUCAUAGCCUCCAGAAAGGAGUGUGUGUUGUUAACACAGAGUGCACAGACGGAGAAUAUCAGGACAGUGAGGGGGCAUGUCAGCCAUGUCACAAGACUUGUCUGAAGUGUGCAGGGCCGCAAAGCCAAGACUGCAUCAGUUGUGCUUCUUCAAGGGCUCUGGAUGGGGGUCGCUGCGUGGCUGCAUGUGCCAAGGGCAAGUACCAAUUCGGUGGUCAGUGUCACUUGUGUGACCACGCUUGUGCCACAUGUGUCGACGCAGGACCUGCCAACUGUACCAGCUGUGACACAGAUAAAUUCGGGGUGGAGCGUUACCUGCAUAAAGGCACAUGUCUGGACGCCUGUCCUGAGGCCUUCUAUCACACCGCUGAGAGCAGCUGUGAGCCCUGUUCAGAAAACUGUCAUGUCUGCACCAGCCCCAACCACUGCCUGACGUGCAACUCUUCUUACUACGUGUCAGACGGGGUGUGCAUGAAGCUGGAGUGUGGAGAAGGAGAGGUGGAAGAUCCGGACUAUGAGGACUGUGUGCCUUGUGAGGAAGGCUGCAGGAAGUGUGUUCUGUAUAACCCUAGGCACUGCCUGUCCUGCACCGAGGGGUUUUACAACUUUCAGGACGGCUGCUACAAAACCUGCCCGGCCAAGACGUACACCGUGGAGGGGGAGAUGACCUGCGCUCCGUGUGACGACAGCUGUAUGAGCUGUGAUCAACACGAGUGCUACUGGUGUGAGACUGACCUCUUCUUAUCAGAGGGGAAGUGUGUUUCGGUGUGUCCCGACGGUUUCUAUGGCAAUGAAGAGUCCAACGACUGCGAGGAGUGUCACUUGGACUGUGCAACGUGUAGCGGCCCUGAGGACAGCGACUGUUUGUCGUGCGACGAGGGGAAGGAGCUGUACGAUGGGGAGUGUGUGUCUGAGGGUGGCGAUUGUCCUGUUAGGACCUUUCUCAGCGACGAUGGCGAGUGUGAAGACUGUCACUCAUCCUGUGAAUCCUGUUCUGGACCGGAGAAGAACCAGUGCACAAUCUGUGGAAAAGGGCGAUUUCUGACUGCGCAGCAAACAUGUGCGUCAAAGUGUCCAGCGGGCUUCUUCGCCAGUCGGUUGAGCGGUGUGUGUGAGGCCUGCCCUCAGGGCUGCUUGCAGUGUUCCAGUGCUCAGCGCUGCAGCCGCUGUCAGAGCUUUCCAAAAGCUCUGCUGUUCCUGCAAAAUGGGCGGUGUGUUCCAGAGUGUAUCAGGGGUUAUCCUUUAGGCCAGCUGUGUCACAGUUGUGCACCUGGCUGUGCCUCUUGUGAGAUGAAUGCCACUCACUGUCUGACCUGUGAAGAGCCUCUCCUCUUUCAUAACCAUCAGUGUGUGGAGGAGUGUCCUCCAGCAAACAUAGUCCAGGGUGGUGAGUGCCAUCCAGGGUGCUCGGCGACCUGUCGAGAGUGCAACCCUGCUGGACAGUGCACAGGUUGCGAGGAAUAUCACUUUCUCCAUGAGGGCCUGUGUGUUGCAAACUGUCCCGAGGGGUUUUUUGAGGACAACGAGGAAGGGGAGUGCGCACGUUGCCAUGCUGACUGCGCUUUAUGUGACGGCCCAAACGGCGAUGACUGCGACGCCUGCAUCGACCCUGAGGCCACGCUGCACAAUGGGGCCUGUCUGGCACCCUGCCCCUCCCAUACGUACAGGGACACCAUGACAGGAGAGUGUGAAGACUGUGAUGCAUCGUGUCUCACAUGCUUUGGACCCCACUUGGGCUCCUGCACCAGCUGCAGAGAGGGUCAGAGGCUGGACGGCCACAAUUACUGCCUUCCGUCAGCCUUCAAGUGCUCACCUCGGCAGUACGCGGCCCAGGACGGAGACUGCCGUCCUUGCCACAAAUUCUGCCACAGGUGUUCAGGGCCGGGCAAAGCCCACUGCCUGAGCUGCAACCAGGGACAUCUCCUGCUCAAUGGUACCUGUGUGGAUGAAUGCCCAACAGGCUACUAUCGGGAGGAGUCGGGGCAGAAAUGUGAACCCUGCCACGCGUCCUGUCAGACCUGUGUUGGGAAGCGCAGCCUCCAGUGUCUCACCUGCAAAUCCCACCUUUUCCGCGAGGCCAAAGAGUGCGUGGAGACCUGCCUGCACGGUCACUAUGGAAACGCUGCUUCCAGGAUGUGCGAGAAGUGCGACCCGAGCUGCGGCGAGUGCAUCGACGGCGGGGAGGACGGCUGCCUGAGCUGCUCUCCGGGCCUCGUCUACGUGCGGAAGGAGGGCCGCUGCCUCGACAUGUGUCCUCAGGGAUACCACCACGACUCCACCCACAGGACCUGCGAGCCCUGCCAUGCCAGCUGCAAAACCUGCUCAGGGAAAGUUUCCCAGUCCUGUGACUCGUGCUACCCAGGAUACCAGCUGUCACAUGGAAGGUGUGAGUCUAUGUGUGAUCCAGGCCAGUAUCCUCUUAUUAAGAGUUCAGACUACACUUGUGAAGACUGUGACAGCUCUUGUCUGGAGUGUCGGGGGUCCGGUCCAUCCAACUGCACCAUCUGUCCUGCUCAGGCCAUCUUGGAAGCUGGAGGGCGAUGUCUGCUGUGUUGCCGCCAUGAAGAGGAAGGAGAGAACAUUGACGCGCUGCAGCAGGAUUGUUGCAACUGCACUGAGACUCGAGGACAGUGCAUCCUCACCACUAACCUGCCAAUUAGAAAUGAGGAGGAGGAGGUGACGAGAGGAAACCUGACCAUCUUCAUCAUCGCGUCUAUCCUGCUGGUGUUGGGACUUGUGGCUGUUGUCUUUCUAAUAAGACACUCCCGGUCCAAAGGGACCCCCUCGGACCUCCCCCCUCGCGGCUACAAGAAGCUGGGCUCCAGCGGAGGCUUGGGGGGUGACAGUAUAUACAGGGGCUACAACUCAGCUUCCUCUGCGUCCUACAGCGGCGGCUCCAGCUCCUCAAAGGGCCGAUUCCACGAGGCUGAGCUGGUCGACAUCUCAGAGCGUCGCUCAGGUCAUAAAAUUGACAACGAUGACGACGAUGACGAUGAGGACAUUGUUUACAUGGGCCAGGAUGGCACGGUGUACAGGAAGUUCCGGUAUGGACAGCUGGGGGAGGACGAGGAUGAGUUGGAGUACGAUGAUGAGAGCUACAGGUUCAGAUGAGGCAUUUAAACAAAAUGAGGAAAUCUUUUUUUUUCCAUCUAGUUGUUUCUGUCUUCCUGUCUUGUCCUCAUCUGGGUUGUUUAUCUCCUCCUGCCCUGAGGGACAGUCUUCUCUUUCUUUCACUGAUUCGGUUUAAAUAAAUAGGACACGAGAAGCCACGUUUUACAACAGCUAUUCAUUCACAAAAUGAACUGUGGGGCAAAAAUAAAUCUACAUUUAAGAUGCCUAAAUGGAGCCAUAUAAUCCUUCUGACUUACUUUCUUGCAGUAGUAUAUAUGUUUAUUUAAUGUCAGAUGUUCAUAACACAAAUGGCUUUUUGUCCUAAAACUGAUUAUAUGAGGAGUUUAAAGUAUACAAAAUAGUAAACAGUCGUUUAGCAACAGCUGGUAAUAUUUUUUGUAGGUUUUUCACAUUUAAUAUUCUCUGUUCGGCGUAAACAAUUUCUGUCCAGUUAGUAUUGUGGUACAUUUUCCCAGCGGCCUCAACAGUGGAGUAGAUAUUGGAAAAAACAUUUUUUUCCCACAGCUCAAUUGUCUAAAAAUAAAACAAUAGGUUGCACAUUAAGCAGAUGUUACAUUUAAUUUUACACUCAUUCUGCUCCCAGUACAGGUCCAAAAUGAACAGAGACAUUCAGUUUUUUUAUUUAUUUUAUUUCCAUUUCCUAUUUUCCUUUUGUCUUUUUUGAGGGUGAAUCAUGUGAUGAGAACUGAGAGGAAGUCAGAUGUUGCAGAUAUCAGAGAGAAGAGUAUGGUGAUGUUGAUUGAUUUUUUUUCUCUGAAAUUAUUUCAGAUAUUUAGGGAUUCAAAACCAUACAAAGAAAUGUUGAAUCACAGCUCUCUUGUUCAUAGAAACAAAUCUGCACUUAGAGCUAUUUGGAUACAAAACACUGCCAAAUCAUUAAAUUUAGAAAAAAGACAAUUAAAACUGACUUAUCUGUAAAAGUUAUUUCCACCCCAACUUAGUAACCUUUAGAUUUUGUCUCUUAAAUAAUAGUAUCAUUAUAAUACCUUUAAAAAAUAAAAUGAAAAAACAACUGUAUGAAAGUGAAAAACACCAUUCACCAUUUAAAUUUGUUUACAGUUUGUCAGAACCUUUAUGUGAGCGUUGACAAUCACAUGAUGACGCCUCUUGGCAGCAUUUCUGGAUGUUUCCAACCAAAUAAAGUUAUACCACGUAGAUAUUAAACUAAAUUAAGAGCUGACAGCAUGAAGUACACAUCAACGAUUUGUUCAAAAGCUGAAUACAAGCAGAAAUUCUCUUAUAUGACAAAUUUAAAACUAGGAAUUAAUUUCUUACUUAAAGACUUGUACAUGAUCAGGCUUUAGCCUAAAUGUGGUAAUUUAUGUUUUCUUGUAGUUCUUUCUUUCCUGAACCACCUCCUCCUGUUUUUGUUGUGCUGGACUUUAAAAUCUUGUUGUUUUUGUUGUAUUUUGUUGAUUGAUUUUUGUCGUUGACUGUAUGGGUUUGUCAGUUACAUUUUAAUUUGAAAAUGUGUUGCUCUGUUUAAGAAAAUUUUAAAAAAUCAAUCUGAAAAACUGAAGUUGUGAUGAAAUAAACGGAUUCACGACGUAGUCA